Molecule: messenger RNA, 877 nt
Organism: Hyla sarda
Lineage: Eukaryota; Metazoa; Chordata; Amphibia; Anura; Hylidae
Gene: PSMA7
Product: proteasome 20S subunit alpha 7
Exons: 7
Coding region: 72-815 (247 amino acids)
Biological process (GO): ubiquitin-dependent protein catabolic process
Cellular component (GO): proteasome core complex, alpha-subunit complex; nucleus; proteasome core complex
Source: RefSeq, a predicted model, not a curated record
GAAUAGGAGGUGGAUGAGUGCGCUGUUUUCAGUAGCUUUCAGUUUGUGAGCAGCCAGAACCCGUUGUGAACAUGAGCUACGACCGGGCCAUUACUGUCUUCUCCCCGGACGGGCACCUCUUCCAGGUGGAAUAUGCCCAGGAGGCCGUGAAGAAAGGAUCAACCGCGGUUGGAGUACGAGGGAAGGAAAUCGUGGUCCUCGGUGUUGAGAAGAAAUCUGUAGCUAAGCUUCAGGAUGAGAGGACGGUGCGGAAGAUCUGUGCGCUGGAUGAGAACGUCUUCAUGGCUUUUGCUGGGCUCACGGCAGACGCUCGCAUUGUAAUUAAUCGUGCCCGCGUGGAGUGUCAAAGCCACAGACUGACAGUAGAGGACCCGGUGACAGUCGAGUACAUCACACGGUACAUUGCCAGCCUAAAGCAGCGUUACACUCAGAGCAAUGGCCGCCGGCCCUUUGGAAUUUCUGCUCUGAUUGUGGGAUUUGACUUUGAUGGAACUCCUCGUCUCUACCAGACAGACCCUUCAGGCACUUACCAUGCUUGGAAAGCCAAUGCUAUCGGCAGAGGAGCCAAGUCUGUCCGUGAGUUCCUGGAGAAACAUUACACAGAUGAAGCCAUUGAGACAGAUGACCUGACCAUAAAGCUGGUUAUAAAGGCUCUGCUGGAAGUUGUUCAGUCUGGAGGUAAAAAUAUUGAAUUGGCCGUCAUGAGGAGAGACCAACCUCUAAAGAUCUUGAGCCCUGAGGAGAUCGAGAGAUACGUUGCAGAGAUCGAAAAGGAGAAGGAAGAGAAUGAGAAGAAGAAACAGAAGAAGACAUAAUUUAUUCUUCUAGACAAUACUGUGUAAAUCCACCUGACAAUAAAUGUUUUUUCUUUAUUAUA